AUGUUCGGAAAGUCAACUUUUGGAUCGACGGGCUCCACUUUCGGUAGUUCCGGAGGUUCCCUCUUCGGUCAGAACAAGCCAACAACGAAUCUAUUCGGGCAACAAAAUUCACCUGCCCAAGGUUCACUGUUCGGGCAGAAGUCAACAACAAACCUUUUUGGUCAAAACACAGCAUCAACUGGCACCUCUAUUUUUGGUUCAUCACAACCUGCAUCAAAUACUGGUACUUCACUUUUUGGUCAAUCCAAGCCAUCGUUGUUUGGGAGUUCGUCCGCCUCAGGAGGUGGCUCACUGUUCGGUAGUUCAGCAACGUCCGCUGGAGGUGGACUCUUUGGAUCUGCCACUUCUUCCGUUAAUGGCACGACAGUCAAAUUUGAGCCGCUCAUUUCUUCGGACACCAUGAUGAAGAAUGGAUCGCAAACGACAAUCAGUACUAAACAUAUGUGCAUUACUGCUAUGAAAGCCUAUGAAGGGAAAAGUCUUGAGGAAUUACGUAUCGACGACUACAUUGCGAAUCGAAAAGCACCAACUGCCGGUGGCGGUCUGUUUGGCAGCUCAACGACCUCUGCGGCUGGUACAAGCAUAUUUGGCAGCACAUCAUCAGCAAAACCGUCGCUGUUCGGGUCAUCAUCAGCAACAACAUCUCCAUUCGGGUCUUCAAAUCAAGGCACAUCUUUGUUUGGACAAAACAAUAACGCAACACAAGGUUCCUCUUUGUUUGGUAGCAAGCCAACGGGUAGUAUUUUCGGUUCUCCAGCAACAUCAAGUGCUUCGACUUUUGGUUCGACUGGAGGAAGUCUUUUUGGAAAUACUGCUGGUGCCUCGACGUUCAGUUCGAACCCACAAACCACUUCGCUGUUCGGUGGCUCUACUUUUGGAUCGGUACCAACCACAACGAGCGCGUUUAGUUUCGGAAGCACCACUAACACUACAUCUUCACCAUUCGGCCAAACUGCAACUUCGUCGACUGGAGGUUUGUUUGGAUCGAAUACAACUACCAGCACUGGAAGUUUGUUCGGGAAACCGGCUGGAACUAGCAACUUCACAUUUGGAGGAUCUUCUAACACGACGUUUGGCCAAGCUGCUUCUGGUGGCGGACUCUUUGGUAGUACGCAGAAACCAGGCGGAUUGUUUGGUGGCAACACAAAUGCCACUGGUUCCAUCUUUGGCAGUCAAAAUUCUCAGCAAGGAACAGGACUGUUUGGUAGUAAUCAAACUGCGCAACCUUCUUUGUUUGCCUCGAGUACUGGAAACCAACAAGGAACUACAGUGGCCGGUUUCGGUGCAACAGCUCCCACAACUAUACAAGUACCAGCAGCUGCGCCCAUUGUGCUCGGAUCUGAUGUUAAUCAGGCCCAGGUUCAAAUGGCACUGUUGGACGCUCAAAUAGCAGCGAGCCCUUACGGGGACUCGCCCUUGCUGAAAUUGGCGAACGUCAAGGACACGGAUGAACUGCCGAAUCCUAUUAGUGCUCAAAGACAACUGAAGUUCUUAGCAGCUAAAAGCGCAGCAUCCUCACCACUAAACAUUUCCGCAACGAAUAGAAUCGCUGGAUCGCCGUCUCUGGACGGAUCCUUGAUAAAUGUGAAGAGUUCAUUUUUACCAGUUGUGCCGCCUAAGGUGGCUGACACCGGCAUUUCGUCCCCUGGUAUCCGCACCUCUGUAAUGCCUGGAAGAGAUCUAAACUAUACAUCACAUGUUGCUCCGCCUACGCUUGGUAAAGGAAUCCGCACGAAAUCGUUGAACAGCACUACCUCUAUGGCAAGUAGAAGUCUAAAUGGGAGCUUAAUUAAUAAGACUGUAGAUUCUGCCAUUGAAACAUCAUUAACCGGAGUUGCGAACAAACCCCCCAACUCGGGACGCCGUGGAAACUUGAAACAUCUGGAUUUAUCCACGGUUGUGCAAGUAAUUAAUUCUCGAGACAAUUUUGAAGUGGAUAGGGGCCCACGUGAUCCUGACGAGCUGCCGACGACUACUGAUGUAGCAGCACUGGAAAACAAUGGAACUUACAGCCCUGAAACAGAUCCAAGAACGGGAGUGCUUCAACGAGGUGAGGCCCGACGAGCUAGAGAAGAAGUGCCUCGUUUAGUGCUCGACGGAAGUGCUUGUGAAGAUUCAUUGCUGAUAUCGAGCAAGUCCACAGCUUCCACUGCAAAAACCACGACGUCAGUAACGUCGGCUGCAUUUGCUGAGGUUGCGGCUUCGCCAAGAGUUGUAACAUCAUCAACAUCGAAACCAAUCGUGCAGUUGAACUCACCGGAUUAUUUCACUGAACCGACAAUCAAUGCAAUGAAAGAGAUGGUGGUCAAUGGAAAAGUAAUUUUGAACAAUGGCCUCACCGUUGGAAGAGCGACAUAUGGUAGUGUGUUUUGGCCAGGUCGUAUCGAAUUAGAAGAUGUGACAUUGGAUGAAAUUGUUGUAUUCCGCCACAAAGAAGUUACCGUUUAUCCGGAUGAGUCGAAGAAGCCACCGCUAGGGGAAGGUCUCAAUCGUCCAGCAGAAGUGACGCUUGAAAGAGUUUGGCACGUAGAUAGAGCGACAAAGGAAGAAGUUAGGGAUCCACUGAAACUGAUCGAUCUUGGCUGGCGUGAUCGUCUUGAAAAGGUGACAGCACGAAUGGGCGCCACGUUCAAGGACUACCGCCCGUCGACAGGAAGCUGGGUGUUUCGCGUGGAACACUUCAGCAAGUAUGGGCUACCGGAUGAUGAUGACGAAGGAGAUGUGGACGUUGCGUCAAACGGAAAGAAACCCAGCGCUCCUCAGGAGACCUCAGCGCAUGAGAUGGACGUAUCCAUAGAGGAGCACCAGUUACAAUCACAUGUUCAGCGUGCAAAGGUGUUCCAAAUCCGAGGUGCUUCGGUGAGAGAGCAGGAGGAUGUCAGUUCGGAUUUUGGCGAACCGAAUGUCGGACCACCAACAGUAGAAUUGAAGCAGGUCAAAGGACUUGGGGGCAGAAAGAAUGAGGAUUAUGAUAACGAGUCUUCUUAUGAUGAUUACGAUAUUGCGAACUGGAGGGAUGAGGUCCCCGAGAAGAAGCCCAAAAUUGAAGAUGUGCUAGACUAUGUGUACGAAGAAAGCAAACGUCUUCUUGAAUUGUCGACAAUGUCUACGAGACCUGUUCACCGGAUUAACCUGAAGUGUACAGAACCUGCAAAUAUUUUCAGAGGCGGCGUAGAGGCUAGAAAGGGCAUAGGCUACAGGAAGAGCAGAGUGAUGAACAUAGCAAGUGCUUCUGGUUCUUCUUGUAGGAUUAGCUGGAGCCAAGGGGGUCAGUUCGCAUUCAUUGUGCAACCUAACUCAACCGAGGCACGGAUCUGCACUCUUCAGUAUGAUAGUAACGUGCCAAAGCAAUUAAUUGUUGAUAUGCUCGAGCACAAUGUUCGAUUAUCCCGAUCAAUACGUCGUAAUUCGUCAACCAGUGCUCGAGUUCGACACUACGAAAUUGAAGGUCAGACCACAGCCCCGCGGGUGAAACCGGCUGAGGAUUCGUCGGCACAGUUACUCGACUCUUUUUUGGCUACAGCUACACAGAGUGAAUGCACAGUGCAAGAAAGAAUUUGGAAGCUUUGUCGGGCUCUUUUUCCUGCUGAUAAAACAGGCAGUUGGCAAUGGCAGCGUACACACGAUGUGGGUAAUUGGCUUCGCGAGGAGGUCGCAAGUCUAUCAAAGAAGAACAUCGGAAGUAUAGCUUCCGCAACUCAAAUAUGGUCGUUGUUGUGCACUGGCAAUGCUGAAGAAGCCGUUCGAGUUGCUGCUGAAGGGGGAAUGAUCCUGCUAUCAGUGAUAAUCUCAACGACGUUAUCGACUGAGCAGAUUGGAAGGCAGGACUGUGCGAAUAUGGUUGAAAUGUGGGAAAUGAACGGAGAUCUUGGAACAAUGGAUGAUGAUCUGAUCAAAGUUUAUCUCGUGUUAGCUGGGAAAUCUCACACGGAGCUUCGUCGUAAAGGAAAAACGAUAAAGUUGAAUUGUCUGGAAGGUUUGGAUUGGCGGCAGGCAUUUGGCAUUCACUUAUGGUGGAUUAAUCGGGGCAGUUUCCUGGAAGAUGCCAUUGAGUCUUUCUCGAAUGAUGUUACAGCUGGUAGAGCAGCAUCCCCAGAAUCGCAUGUGUUUGAACAGCUGAUCAAACUGGCAUGCUCUCCAAGUCAUCAGAUUGAAGCUGUUUUGGAUGCUGCUGCCAUGCUUACGCCGAAUCCAUUGGAUGCUCAUUUAAGUUGGCACUUGUGGUCUCUUUUGCGAGCGCUUGGCCACCAUACAAUGUCACCAGCUGCUGAACAACGGCUUCAUAUGCUGUAUGCAGCCCAACUGACGGCAACGGAACUAUGGCAUCUAGCAAUAUUCGUCCUAAGCCAUAUUAGUCAUGAUCAGUGUCGUUCGAUAGCGAUACGAGAGGUUCUGGAUCGAAUGUCAUUUACUGCUAGUUCCCAGGAUUAUGAGAAAAUCCUUGCCAUCUGUGAUGUUCCAACUACAUGGAUUUCUGCCGCAAAAUUCAUGAAGGCAAAGGCUCAGGGUAAUCUCGAAGCCGCAUGCUCGCAUGCGCUAUCGGCCUGCAAUUACGUUGCAGCCUUGCGACUGUUCGCCGAUGAUGUGGCCCCGAAUGCGAUAGCCAUGGGUGACUUGUUGCGGCUAAGAACAAUAGCUGAAAAUAUGGAAAAGAGCGCGGAUAAGAUUGCGGGGUGGGGAGCGAUUGGCCAGAUCUAUGCCGAUUACUGUAUGCUGAGAAUGAUGGAUGACGAAGAUGAUACUCAAGAGAAUGAGGAAAGAUUGCACCAAUUUCUAGAAUCAAUAUCUGCAAGAAUUCAAGCACCGAUAUUCAAAACACCAAUUCAGCGGCUAUGUAUGAAAACAAUGGCUCGAGAACUGUUCGAAAUCCAAAAACUAGCGGGAAAAACUGACAUCAAUCUGCCGUUGAGUGAAUUAAUUGAUUGUAACUCUACACAUACCUUUAUGAUUUUGACUAUACGAAGCGUAGUAAACACUUCAAACCGGCAUGGUUUACUUCACAACAUAGCACACUCUCAAAUGUCAACAACCUGCCAACAAUCAGACCACAUCUUAACUCCACCACUAGUGGUGCCUCCCGUGUUUCCAUCGCUACUUAAUACGUGGUCAAAUCCUACAGUGACUUACAGUCGUAUAACAGUCGAAGAUCUGCUCGGGAUAAACACGGUGAAGACUCAUUCGAACAGAAUGUCAAUGCAGACAUCAUUGAAUCCCCUCGCAUGUCCAUUCCAGCCUGGCUUUCUCCAUCCUUUGUUUUUUCAGUCAUGCAAAGGUUCUCGCCAAGCACAACCGAGCAAUCACACUGGCAAAGCAAACGGUCAAUUAAUAAAGCCGACACCAGUACCACCCUCCGUGAACCCUGGAUCGAGUCAGAAUCAGCCGUCAAACGCUUACGUUAGCAGAGGAACUACGUAUUUUGGACAACUCUACUGUUCAUCGAAUAUCCCUGAAAAGUUGGAUAAUAGUCUGGCACCAUACUCUGUGCAAGAAGAACCAUAUCAUUUGAACAGUCCAAAAUUUCAAAGAGAUAUCGCAAAAAUGAUAUGGGAAAUCGAAGAUCUCUACGAUAACGCUUUGAAAGUAAUUAGACAGCGGAGAAUGGAAUGGAAAAAGGAACGAAAAACAAGAAUAGCAAGAAAAACCGGACCUCCGUCAUCUUCAUCAUCUUCCUUUUCUAUCAAGCGGGAAAACACUGGACCAACUAAAAACGAUAAUGGUGCGGUUGACGUUGAUUCGGUCAUUCGAGAUAUUCUUACGCAUUCUAGUAAGAAAUCAUACGAGAAGAAUGAAGAGCUGGGGAAGAAGCCAUUCGUUUAUCUCAUGCGAGAUCGACACUCAAAGUUCUUCGUUGAACAUAUAGAGUCUGAGGAUCCUUGUCAAGAAGAGAAGAGUACUGAUGAAGAGAAAAAUCAAGUGCCGAAGAAGAUUCUUCGAUUUGUCGAACAGACUUUCACAGGCAAAGAACUCACAGUAGAAGAAAUAGCUGACGCUAUUUUAAAGGUAGAGGUAAAUGUCGACGAGGAAAAUGAUGACUGCCUGAAACCUACGAAGGAGACGAUGGUAAAUGUAAUUGAACGCGUGCAACGAUACAUUAUAGAUGAGCUGAAACUCGAUCCCGUUAAGUUUAUCAGUGUACGUCUUCACUCCGCUAGCACUACAACAAAGCUGCUGCUAAAAGCGCAAGGAAAAAGCUUCAGUGGAACUCGUAACAUACGUAGAUUGCGACUUGAGGGCAUCCUACAAAUACAAGCAGUUGAAAAGGAGAAACCGGACGACAUUAAAAGAAUGAAACAUGGAAUUCUGACGUACGACGGCAAACAGGUGACCGUAGCUGCAAUUGUGAAGGCUCUCGCGAAACUAGUACAUGAAAUCUAUGGGAGAACUCUGCCUUUCAAGAUAUCCAAAUCAGGGCUUUCUUCGUUUGUGGCGCGAAAAAAGGCUAAUAUCCUUAAAGCUCUUGAAAUGGAUUCCUUUGUAUCUGACAUGCAAAACCAAACGUAUGCUGCAGGUUAUCGCACACUUAGAAUCGAAAUUCCAAACAACAUUGUACUGAACCGCAAAAGAAAAAGAAAAAUCAAACCCAUAUUUGUAAGAAGAAAACAAAGUUCAAUGGAUAAUAAGGUUAUUAACCUGAAGGAAAACGAGGAAAACGAACGAAGUUUUCUGAGUGCAGACAUUCAACGCAAUGUCGAUAUCGCUCUCGAGCCCAACAAAGUCCUGAUUGAACCUAUAAAGAAAGUAGUUUUUAAGGAAUCAUUGGAAAUCGAAGAUCUCACUCAAAGUGAGGGCGAAUCACAGGACAAAUUCCCCUCCAUUAUCUCCACCAAAGCUAACAACCCAUUCUUGAGCAGAAGGAAUAACGUUGCAGGGAAAAUUGAACUGCACAAGAACAAAAACACCAGGAACCCCCUAACUCCGAGGUCAUACCGGACAGUUUCUCGAAGAAUUAAUAUCAUAAAAAGCUCUCCAAAGAAGUUAAGAAAAACAAUAAUGAAGAUUAUGUCUCCUAAGAAGAAAGAUGAAUCCUUAAAUGAAAAAAGAAGUUUUGACAGGAUUGGAAACAAUGGGGCGUUGAACAAUGUUCAUGCGCUUGCGGACUAUCUCUCAUUAAGGGGAAGGCUGACAGCAGCACCAACAAGUAUUGUCAUAAGAACAAUCGAAAAAAAGGCGAAGAAAAGAAAUAAGAAGGGUUGGCGGAAAUCCUGGAUCUAG
Molecule: messenger RNA, 7212 nt
Organism: Necator americanus (New World hookworm)
Lineage: Eukaryota; Metazoa; Nematoda; Chromadorea; Rhabditida; Ancylostomatidae
Exons: 50
Coding region: 1-7212 (2403 amino acids)
Biological process (GO): post-transcriptional tethering of RNA polymerase II gene DNA at nuclear periphery; RNA export from nucleus; protein import into nucleus
Cellular component (GO): nuclear pore; nuclear pore cytoplasmic filaments
Molecular function (GO): RNA binding; structural constituent of nuclear pore
Source: RefSeq, a predicted model, not a curated record